ACACGGUUGGAGCUUGAGGUGACACAAGCUAUAAAUGAGGUGGGCCCAACAUAUGGCCGCAAAAUGAUGAAGGGCUAUCUGUCCACAAAAGGGGUACAUGCUGCAGAGGGACGAAUUGGGUCAAUUUUAAGAGAGGUGCAUCAACCUUAUCAUGAAGCAAGACGCCAGACCUGCAGUGAUCACCUAUGGUAUGUGGGACCAGGUGCGAGUAGACCAUGGAAAGGAAUUUUAUUUAACACUGUUCAUGCAAGAGAUGCUGUCACAUCAUCGCUUCAAUCAGGAGAGACUGCCUUAUUUACAGACCUCAUCCACAAGAAACCACACAGUUGAAAGGAUUUGGCCUGAAAUCAACAACCGUGUCAACUACCCACUAAAAACUGCCCUACUCCAGCUGAUGGACCAGGAGGAGAUAGAUAUGGAGGAUAACCUUGUGCGAUACUGUGUGUCCAAUCUAACCUGUCAGCUGUGUAACAUUGGUCUUGCAAGUGUGGUAGAAUCAUGGAAUGCUCAUAGAAUCCCAGGAAAAGGCAUACCAAAUCACUUUGCAGAACAUGGGUGUAAAAGAAGAAUUUCUCCAGAGCUCUUGCCAAAUGCACUUGAAGCAGCAGACCUUUACAGGCAGCACUUGGGAUCUGCACUCAAAGAAUAUUCGACUUUUGGAGUUGAUCCCUUCACAACCGAACAGGACAAACUUAGAACAGAGAGUCAUUUUGCAGAAAAAUAUCCUGAUAUUUCACAUUUGUUUUUUAGAGCCGUAAAUGGUGACUUUAUGCCAUACAAAGAAGCUCUGCUCUGUCUCAUAAACAUAACUCAGAGAAAUGUAUGAACCACUGCAUCUGUAAACUGUACAGAACAGACAAAAAAAAAAUCAACUGACUGUAAACAUUUGUGUGUACA
Oreochromis niloticus (Nile tilapia) is the source of this 897-nucleotide messenger RNA. RefSeq lists its product as uncharacterized. The coding region runs from base 152 to 826 and encodes 224 amino acids. NCBI's taxonomy places the organism in Eukaryota, Metazoa, Chordata, Actinopteri, Cichliformes, Cichlidae. The record is from RefSeq and is a predicted model, not a curated record. The transcript is spliced from 5 exons.